AUGUCAGUCGCCGCCCGGUGUGUAACGAGACUCGCAUUACAAUUCAACCGGCAGAAAACGGCCAAACGAAAACCGCAAUAUCGAGAUUGGCGAACCUUUUCCUCUGCACCAAUAUGGCGAGAAGAAGAGAAAACCAACGCAAGCCAGACACCUACUCCGAACACUGAAAGACAAGAAGCACACCCCACAAUCCAAUAUCUCACGAUUGAUGACCUCGAGGAUGACGCCCGAGCGGAAUUCGACCGCGCCUCACCAGAAGAGCAACAGGAAUGGCGCGAAGGUCUAAGAGCACUCUCAGAGGUCGACCACACUGCGCCUUUCUCGGACGAGCUCGACGCAAUGGAAGCAGACAUCGAUCGGGAAGUAGACGAGAUCGAUGAGGCAACACCAUUCAGAUUCCCCGACGUACCCAAACCCAACAAAGACACUGGCGGGUUCUGGGCCGACGCGGAAGAGGACGAGUUAGGCCAAGUCUUCGACGAGGACGAUGAUUUCCAAGCAGAUGAUAUGACGACCCCAGCACACGCCCAGCUAGAUCUACAUCGGGACAUGAGAGAAUAUCAGCGAAGGAUUGCUUGGGAUAUGCCAUUACUCGGCAAAUUCGCCCAAAAAUUCGAACCUCCGCCUCUAACCUCCCCGCUCCGCUUCCGCUACACGACCUACAUGGGCGAAGUGCACCCGGCCGCCAAAAAAGUCGUGGUGGAAUUCUGCCCGUCCGACCUCCCCCAGCUCACCACGCCACAACAGCGCAACAAACUGAUCAAACUCGCCGGCGUGCGCUACAACCCCUCGCGCGACGCCGUCAAGAUCUCCUGCGAGAAGUUCGAGACCCAGGCCCAGAACAAACGCUACCUCGGCGACUUGGUGAACAAGAUGGUCGCCGAGGCGACGGACCCGACCAAGGAUAGCUUCGAGGACGUGCCGUUUGAUUUUCGGCAUCACAAGCCCAAGAUUGUGCAUGCGUUUCCCGAGGAGUGGAAGUUGGGGAGUGAGGAGAAGGUGAGGGAGUUGGUGGAGGGGAGGGAGAAGUGA
Messenger RNA from Endocarpon pusillum Z07020, 1032 nucleotides. RefSeq lists its product as uncharacterized. Bases 1 to 1032 code for a protein of 343 amino acids. The record is from RefSeq and is a predicted model, not a curated record. Gene Ontology annotation, biological process: mitochondrial translation. Lineage: Eukaryota; Fungi; Ascomycota; Eurotiomycetes; Verrucariales; Verrucariaceae. Gene Ontology annotation, molecular function: structural constituent of ribosome. The transcript has 2 exons. Gene Ontology annotation, cellular component: mitochondrial small ribosomal subunit.